AGUACAGAGUAGCAAUCAACGCGAAUCGCUGUCAGUUAGAAGAUGGUAAUGAUGAUGAUGGAUACGAAGACGCUGUCCUUGUUCUGCGUGGUGCUGGCGGUGUUUGCUUGCCACACCUUUGCACAAUCCAAUGCGGGCAAUAACACCGAAGAUUGUCCCCCCGAAAAUGGAAUUCCGGACAACAACGAAACCGAUAAGGGUGGCGUCGACGAAGGCUUGUGCGUUGCCUUCCAGGAGGUGCGCGGCCUGAUCGACCUCGAGGCGCUGGAGGCCCUGAUCGAGACGCACGCUCAGUGCGACGCCAAGUUCCGGAAGGCCAUUCGCUUCUUCAACACCCCCGCAUUCGAGGAGGUGGCCCUGCAGCUGCAAGCGAGCGAAGCCUAUCAGACGGCGCUGGAAGAGCUCCAGUUUGCCGGCGUAAACACCACAGACAUUGAGAUCAUCCUGGACAUUUUUGCGUGCAUUGCACUGCCGGUUCCCCAAUCCGAAAAGAGCUGCGACUGCAGCAAGAUCAAGAAGAAGAGUUGCAGCUUCAUCGCCGACCUGCUGGUCCUCAUGCCCAAGAGCGAUGUGCACGAAUAUUCCGUGGAUGCCCAGUCAAGGCAAUCGAACUUUGCCCUGUUUUCCCGCACGGUCACGUCGAUCGAUUUCCAGGCCACUCUGCGCGCCAAUAUUAAGAAGCGCGAUUUGGCCCAUCCAUUGAAGACCCUGCGACGGUACGGAUGGGACAUUCCCGAGCUGCUGCGCGCCCUGAUAACCAUUCUCUCCUGGUGACCUGCUGACAGGACACGCCACCGCCACAACCAUUGUGCGCAACUCGGCAUUGUAUGCAAACCAAAUACAGCAACAAGUUAAAAGAAAAAAAACUGAUUCU
Drosophila obscura is the source of this 874-nucleotide messenger RNA. RefSeq lists its product as uncharacterized. The record is from RefSeq and is a predicted model, not a curated record. Bases 43 to 774 code for a protein of 243 amino acids. The transcript is spliced from 2 exons. Lineage: Eukaryota; Metazoa; Arthropoda; Insecta; Diptera; Drosophilidae.